Entamoeba invadens IP1 is the source of this 1053-nucleotide messenger RNA. RefSeq lists its product as hypothetical. NCBI's taxonomy places the organism in Eukaryota, Evosea, Mastigamoebida, Endamoebidae. Bases 1 to 1053 code for a protein of 350 amino acids. The record is from RefSeq and is a predicted model, not a curated record. The transcript has a single exon.
AUGACCGAAACCAAUCCAACAGAACCUUCAGCACUUGUAACUCCUUCAAAUGCAAUGGAGACGGAGCCCAUCAAAGCUGAAGAAGUAAAACAAGAAAACACGACGAAUAGUGAAGACUCGAAUGUACCAGAAGGCGAACAAGUUCAAGGCGAUUUACCACCAAAAUGUCCUUCAACCCCUUCUGGUGUACCACCUGAAAAUAAAGAAGAAAAUAAAGAAAAAAGUGAACCAGUGAAAAUGGAGGAAGAACCAAAGAAAGAAAUUCCAAAAGAAUUUUUCAUCGAACGUGAUGACGUCAUCUCAACACUUGUCGAAGCGACGUACCCACUUGUGACGUACGAAGAAAUGCUCUUGCGAUUCAAAAAUGAAACAUUUGGGGAGGACUGGAUCAAAAAAGACGAACAUAGAAAAUUGCAGACGUUUGCGAUUAACAUGUUAUACCAGAAAUUCCCGGAAAGCGUCGCGAAGACAAUUUUCCCUUUUGUCGAUGUCAUCGAGAAGUUCAUCGCGAAGCCGUCGGAAGAGGAGAUGAGACUGAUCAGAGUCUUAACUGCACAAGCGAUGUCUCCACUGAAGGCACCGCCACUGAUUUCCGCUGAGAAGAAAUUGCCACCGUCCGACCAAAAAGGGAUUUCGCCUAUGACGGUAUUAGAAAAGAUAUCAGAAAAGAAAGACGACGUCGAACCAGUGAAGGAGAAGCCAAAGGAGAAAAUAGAAGAGAAGAAAGAAGUCCUUAAGAGUGAAACCCCCACCAGAACCGACUUUAAAGACACUCAACGAGACAGAAACGAGGACGGCAGAGAACGAAAAAAUGACAGAAAAUCAUAUCGAAGCGAUCGAAGACAACACGAAGAACGUUUUGAGAGAAGAGACAGAGACAGGAGCUUUAAUGAGCGUAGAGAGGAUAGAAGAGAUGAUCGAAGAGACGAGAGAAGAGACGAAAGAGGAUUUACGAAAAAUAGAAGAGAUGACGUCUACAAGCGAAACUCAAGAAAUAGAUCGCCAAGACGGUCAAGAAGUGCGUCGAGAGAAAACAGUAGAAGAGAGAGAUGA